CUCCACUGACGGAGCCAGCCAGGCACCCCGUCUGUGCUACAAAUGUGUUUUUCAAUGUAGUUUGAGUGAAAGAUAAUUGACCUCUCCCAGAAGGUAGAAAAAUUAAUGCAGAAAAUGGCACAGAAUGAAGACUGCACCUUCUAAUGGGUGAUUCACUGGCACCAUUUCUCCUACCAAUCCUCACCCACUCUCAAGUCUUCCUUAUUCCUUUGGUGAGUAAAAUAAAACUUCAUUUCUUGCAUUACAUGAACAAACUGUAUUUAUUUUCAACACCGCAAAAGUGAUUACUUUUAUAGGCUUGUUUUCAUUGUUGAGUUAAUACAUUUUCUUUCUGCAUUUGCAUAUCUUAGUUUGGGAUGGACUGCAUCGUAGUUUUCCUAUUACAAUUAAUGGAAGUAUUUUUUGGUUUAAUGGCUUUUCACUUUGCAAUUGAGAGUUCAGGAAUGAUUUCAUGUGGUUAAGUGAUGGAUAGGUGUAGAUCAGGGUGAGUCCCCAUUGUCCUCACCUCUGGGGAAAUCACCAUUCCAAGGUGGGUGAAGGCUACCCCAGCCAGCAACCAGCAGCCACCACUGCAUGCUAGUCUGGACCCAGAAGGUGUGAGGAGACUUAGAGAAGAAAGGAAAGCUGGAAGAGGUGGGUCCUGGUGUCACGUUUGUGUGUAUGGCCUCUCCCAUGUGCACAGGGACCUCUCUCAAGCAGCAAACAGUGUAUGGCAGUGAUCCUCUCUCCCCAGCUUUCCCUUUCCUCAGUUUGCUAUGCUGCUUGAGGCUGGUCCUUGGGUCUCAGUGUUGUCAUUUGCAAACCAGAGAUAAAAAAAAAAAUACCUUUGCCAUCAAGCACGUAAGUUUACCAUGAAGUUAAAAAGGGGUAUGAAAGUGCUACACCUAGGUGAUGUAUCGUUAUCAUUUGAGCAUUUAGAAGGAAUUGGGAGCCUGAGAGACCCCCAGACACUAACAUCUGAGUUUCCUGAAGCUGCUUUUUAAGAGUGAAUGUCUGGAGCUAACUUGCCUGAUUUUCCUUGUUCUUAUUUCUCCCUUCACUGCAAUGGGCCAUGGGCUGUAGGUGCUGGGGCUGUAGCAUUGAACUUGAUGGACAUGAUUCCUGACUUCAUGGAGUUCACAGUCUUAAGAAGUACUAUGGAGUCAAGUCCAAAAACUCUUCUGAGAAUCCCAUCCUAGGAGCCAAAGGCCUGCUAAGAUGUGUAUGGUGUAACAGCAACAAAAUAACAUCAACAGCUAAUGAGCACAUAGUAUCUACAAUAUACUGUGAUGUCAUAAUUUGGACAAACGCUUAUGCUUUUCUGGCUUUGGAGCAACAUGAAAUGAGCAGAAAGUAAGGUAGGAUGUGCUUUGGAAUAAACCUCAGAAGAAUCCCAUGCUAAGGAUCUAAGACCUGACCAAGACCAGCCGGAUAGGACCAUGAACACGUGGCCAUGUUAUACUGGGCUCACCAGCGUCUGCUAGCUCUGGUGUGACACACAAGGCCAUGGGCACAAGUUUUGCAUGAGAACUGUGCUCUACUGGUUUUCAGACUGAGCCUCCACCCCCACCCCCACCCCCACCCCCACUGUGACCUAUAGUGAAACAAAAGCAGAUAAGUAGUAAUUGUGUUGAGAAUUAAUGAUAUUUGUAUCACUGGAUAAUAAAAUCGGUAUCAUUUCAAUAGCAUUGGGAUCUCAGUUGCCCUUCCCCAUGAAGAAAGCAGAUUGCCAUAAUUUAAAUUGUUAGCAUAAUUAAAGAAAUCAAAGACCCAGUCAUUAACUCAGUCUUUCCAGAGAGACAAAUUGCCUUUGAUUUUAUCCUGCAGAAUCUGCUGAAAUGGGCAUUUUAUGUAAACACAAAACUAUGAACCAAUGGCUCCCUCCGUGGGACUGGAGGACAAAAUACCUGGGGGCACUUUCCAUCAAAACAUGCAGGGAAGAAAAAAUCUUUUACCAUCUCUUCUGUGGUUGCUAAUAAGCCUAAUUCGAUCACUUACCCGUGUUCUGUACAAUUCCUAGCACCACAGAGAGGAAAUGCUUUUUCCUUUUCCUUAAAAAAAAUUCCAGUCAAAACCAUCAGCCUCCGUAGGUUGUCUUAAUUGCUACUUUGCACUGCACUGGACUGUGACUCUGAUUUUUGGCACAUGCCGUCAUACACAAAGUUCCUAAAAUAAAAUGCUCCAGGAUAUCCCAGGAACUCUUAGAGGGCUUUAAAAAGGGACUUGCACACAGAAACAAUAUCUUUGAUGGAGACAAUUCAGGCGAGCAGAAUGAUUAUUGCAAAAGAAUUACGUGAUUCAUUGAGACCUUAAAGUGGGUCCGGAGAAUCCUUGCCACCUAACUUAUCAUGGUUUGGAAGAGUUUGAUGAGAAUCCAGUUUUGAUAAAGACAAUUGUUUUUUCCUCCCCAAGUGACUAUACAUUUAAAUAGCUAAAACAUCUGUUCAGCAGCAUAGUAAAACAUGUACACUCAGAACGCCUGAGAGAAGAGCCUGCCAAACAAUCGGUUGAGAGGGACUUUGCUGGGGGGAGAGCCCCAAGAUAAAGCAACCACUGUUUGUUUUUUCUGGUCAGGGGGAAAGCCAAGGCAACCAAUAUUUUGGGUUUCUUUUAUUUCAUUUGUGAAGAAAUAUUUGAGAAAGGGUGGCGAGGGAAGAUUUUCUGACGGGAUUUUUUAAAGCUGUCUUUUAGUAGAAGAGCAAGAGGACCUUGGAUGUCAACGCCUCACAGGUUCUUGAGACCAGCCACCAAACCACAAAAAGUGACUUUCUCUUCCCGUGGCCUCUACGUCCCUCCUGAUGGAAGCAGAAAUGGGGAGCAGCACGGAGCCUGGAAAAACAGCCAACAGAGGUACUCGAAUUGCCCUGGUUGUGUUCAUUGGUGGCACUCUGGUGCUGGGCACGAUCCUCUUUCUAGUGAGUCAAGGUUUCUUAAGUCUCCAAGCCAAACAGGAGUACUGCCUGAAGCCGGAAUGCAUCGAAGCUGCUGCUGCUAUCUUGAGUAAGGUAAAUCUCUCUGUGGACCCUUGUGAUAAUUUCUUCCGGUUCGCUUGUGAUGGCUGGAUACAGAAUAAUCCAAUUCCUGAAGAUAUGCCAAGCUAUGGGGUUUACCCUUGGCUGAGACAUAACGUUGACCUCAAGUUGAAGGCACUUUUGGAGAAAUCUAUCAGUAGAAGGCGGGACACCGAAGCCAUACAGAAAGCCAAAAUCCUUUAUUCAUCUUGCAUGAAUGAGAAAGCGAUCGAAAGAGCAGAUGCCAAACCAUUGCUCCACAUCCUGCGGCAUUCACCUUUCCGCUGGCCUGUGCUCGAGUCUAAUAUUGGUCCUGAGGGAGUGUGGUCAGAGAGAAAGUUCAGUCUUUUGCAUACCCUUGCAACAUUUCGUGGUCAGUACAGCAAUUCUGUGUUCAUCCGACUGUAUGUGUCCCCUGAUGACAAGGCAUCCAACGAACAUAUCUUGAAGCUGGACCAAGCAACUCUCUCCCUAGCUGUGAGGGAAGAUUACCUCGAUAAUAGCACAGAAGCCAAGUCUUAUCGGGAUGCCCUUUACAAGUUCAUGGUGGAUACUGCUGUGCUUUUGGGAGCUAAUAGCUCUCGAGCAGAGCAUGACAUGAAGUCAGUGCUUAGACUGGAAAUUAAGAUAGCCGAGAUAAUGAUUCCACAUGAAAACCGAACCAGUGAGGCCAUGUAUAACAAAAUGAACAUUUCCCAGCUGAGUGCUAUGAUUCCUCAGUUUGACUGGCUGGGCUACAUCAAGAAGGUCAUCGAUUCUAGACUCUACCCAGGUCUGAAAGACAUUGACCCUUCAGAGAACGUGGUUGUCCGUGUCCCGCAGUACUUUAAGGAUUUGUUUAGGAUAUUAGGCUCUGAGCGGAAGAAGACCAUUGCCAACUAUUUGGUGUGGAGGAUGGUUUACUCCAGAAUUCCAAACCUUAGCAGGCGCUUUCAGUAUAGGUGGCUUGAAUUCUCGCGGGUAAUUCAGGGGACCACGACUUUGUUGCCUCAGUGGGACAAAUGUGUAAACUUUAUCGAAAGUGCCCUCCCUUAUGUUGUUGGAAAAAUGUUUGUGGAUGUGCACUUCAAGGAAGAUAAGAAGGAAAUGAUGGAGGAAUUGAUUGAGGGUGUUCGCUGGGCCUUUAUUGACAUGCUGGAGAAAGAAAAUGAGUGGAUGGAUGCAGGGACAAAAAGGAAAGCCAAAGAAAAGGCAAGAGCUGUUUUGGCAAAAGUUGGCUAUCCUGAGUUUAUAAUGAAUGAUACUUAUGUUAAUGAAGACCUCAAAGCAAUCAAGUUUUCAGAAUCCGACUACUUUGGCAAUGUCCUGCAAACCCGCAAGUAUUUAGCACAGUCUGAUUUCUUCUGGCUGAGAAAAGCGGUUCCAAAAACAGAGUGGUUUACGAAUCCCACGACCGUCAAUGCCUUCUACAGUGCAUCCACCAACCAGAUUCGAUUUCCAGCAGGAGAGCUGCAGAAGCCUUUUUUUUGGGGAACGGAAUAUCCUCGAUCUCUGAGUUAUGGAGCUAUAGGAGUAAUUGUUGGACAUGAAUUUACACAUGGAUUUGAUAAUAAUGGUAGAAAAUAUGAUAAAAAUGGAAACCUGGAUCCUUGGUGGUCUACUGACUCAGAAGAAAAGUUUAAAGAAAAAACGAAGUGCAUGGUUAACCAAUAUAGCAACUAUUAUUGGCGGAAAGCUGGCUUAAAUGUGAAGGGGAAGAGGACCCUGGGAGAAAAUAUUGCUGAUAAUGGAGGUCUGCGGGAAGCUUUUAGGGCUUACCGAAAAUGGAUAAAUGACAAGAGGCAGGGACUUGAGGAGCCUCUACUACCAGGCAUCACAUUCACCAACAACCAGCUCUUCUUCCUGAGUUAUGCUCAUGUGAGGUGCAAUUCCUACAGACCAGAAGCUGCCCGAGAACAAGUCCAAAUUGGUGCUCACAGUCCCCCUCAGUUUAGGGUCAAUGGUGCAAUUAGCAACUUUGAAGAGUUCCAGAAAGCCUUUAACUGUCCAUCCAAUUCCACGAUGAACAGAGGCGUGGACUCCUGCCGACUCUGGUAGCCAGGCCGCUGGUGUAGGCCAUCCUGGGAGCCGUAUAGCGCCAGGAGGGGCCACAGCGAACACUCAUCGCCACCGCUUUCAGCCUCUGUUCCCCUGAAGACUCCUAUUUUUAAUGCAUCUUCAUUAUUUGGGUGUUGCUUGGAUGUGAACAGUAUUCAAAUUGUAGGGCUUAAAAAAAGGGAAUAAAAGAAGUGAACCAAGUAUGUUUCUUUAGAAAACCAAACCAAAAAAUAAAAUAAAAUAAAUCCCUA
Molecule: messenger RNA, 5278 nt
Organism: Herpailurus yagouaroundi (jaguarundi)
Lineage: Eukaryota; Metazoa; Chordata; Mammalia; Carnivora; Felidae
Gene: PHEX
Product: phosphate regulating endopeptidase X-linked
Exons: 22
Coding region: 2778-5027 (749 amino acids)
Biological process (GO): protein processing
Cellular component (GO): plasma membrane
Molecular function (GO): metalloendopeptidase activity
Source: RefSeq, a predicted model, not a curated record